AUGAGCAGUCAAGCCACAGCCAUCUCACCACCGCCACCGUUGGCAACUCAGCCACCCCUGCCGAGCAGCGGAUCGUCGUCGGCAUCGUCGUCGAUCGGCCAGUUGGUCGGUAACGGCGGCGACGUGUACAUGACACCAGCCACUGGUGGUGGCGCUAUCAACGCUGGGGCCACAAGCGCCUCAUCCGAUGGUGGCGGUGAUUCUGGCGAGGAGAUGGGACCUUUGUCACGAGAUCGUUGCAACACAUGGCCAAUGAGACGACCACAGUUGGACGGGAAUGCGCAGACGAGUCCGUUGAUACAUGAACAGAUACCGGAGGAAGACGGAGAGCUCUACGACAGCGCAGAAAACCUGAACGGCAGACUGGGUGCGAAUUCGGCGGCCUCAACGGGCCUUCUGCACAGCCCCGAUGGCAACAACACCUUCUCGCCUGGCAGCUGCAAUAUGUCAUCGCCGGGUAUGAAUGAUCAGAACGGUGGUCAAGCAGGCGGUAACGAUUCGAUGGACGGCGGUGUCGGUGGUGCCGGUGUAUCGAAGAAGUCGACAACCCGCAGGAAUGCUUGGGGCAAUCUCAGUUAUGCAGAUCUGAUCACGCAGGCUAUUAUGCAAAGCCCUGAAAAACGAUUGACGCUUUCACAAGGUGACGUCAUCAGUUUUUUCUUGAAUUUUCAAUGA
This is a messenger RNA of Ostertagia ostertagi, 675 nucleotides long. The record is from the annotation of a GenBank genome assembly. Lineage: Eukaryota; Metazoa; Nematoda; Chromadorea; Rhabditida; Trichostrongylidae.